Messenger RNA from Plasmodium gonderi, 363 nucleotides. The record is from the annotation of a RefSeq genome assembly. NCBI's taxonomy places the organism in Eukaryota, Apicomplexa, Aconoidasida, Haemosporida, Plasmodiidae.
AUGAUAUAUUUAAAUAGUAUAUUGGAUGUGUUAGAUAAUAGUGGAGUGUUAAAAUUUAAAUAUAUUAAUUCUUUAAAUAAAUGUAAAAAAAUAAAAUAUGGAGAUAUAUUAAUUGGUAUAGUUUAUAAAUUAUAUAAUAAUAGUCUAUAUAAAAAAUCAGAUAAGUGUAAAGGUAUUUUAAUACAACAAAAAAGAUUUUUAAAUUUAAAGUUAUAUUAUUCUAUUAAAUUUAAUAAGAAUGCUGUUAUUAUUUUAAAUAAUAAUUUAAAUUCUAUAGGUACUAAAAGUAAUUAUUAUAUUUUAAAAUAUAUUAAAAAUAAGAUUAAUAUAAAUAUAAAAAAAUUAAAAAUAAAAUAUAUUUAA